GAAGAAGAAGAAGAAGCAUGGAGAGUUGGUGGGACUAUAGAAGAAGCCCAGGCCAAGUCUACACAAACGAAAGCUAUGGUUGGAGCGUCAACACUGCUCCCUGGAACGGUGUGCCGCCGGCGACACCCUACAGCCUCGGAGGCAUAGCUUCGGCGAUGUCAGGCCGGGAAACACCAAGGUCAGGUUGGGCCACACCUCGCAUCAACAUGAGUCCGUGGACCAGCAGGGACGACGCGGUCUUCAGCCGUGCUUCCACGCCGGCGAGGUCAACGGCGAAGAGCCCUUGGGCGCAAAGUCCUUACAUCAAUGAGGAUGAGGAGGAGCUGAGAUGGGCGGCGCUGGAGAGGCUCCCAUUGUAUGCGCAGAUGAGGACGGCGAUUCUCCGGGAGGUGGUUGAGGGGAGGACGGCAGGAAGAGGUUACCACCGGCAGGUGGAUGUGAUGCGGCUUGAGCUUUCUGAGCGGCAAGAGUUCAUAGAAAGGCUAAUUAGGGUUGCAGAAGAGGACAAUGAGAGAUUUCUCAAGAAUGUCCGAGCUCGCUAUGACAAGGUGGGAAUUGAAUUGCCCACAGUGGAGGUGAGAUUUGAGCAUGUGAGAGUUGAGGCUAAGUGCUACAUGGGGAAGAGAGCAAUGCCCACUCUGCUGAACAAAGUCAGAGAUGUUGCAGAGACCUUGGUUGGCCUCAUUGGUGUAAAACCCACAGAGAUGACCAAUCUCACCAUCCUCAAUGAUGUUUCAGGCAUCAUCAAGCCUUCCAGGAUGACACUGUUGUUAGGUCCUCCAUCAUCUGGGAAGACUACCCUCUUGAAAGCUCUAGCCAGCAAGCUGGAAUCAAGCUUGAAGAUGAGUGGAGAUGUAACCUACAAUGGGUACCGUUUGGAUGAAUUUGUGCCUAGAAAGACAGCAGCAUAUAUCAGUCAGAAUGAUCUUCAUAUGGGAGAGAUGACAGUCAAGGAGACGCUUAAUUUCUCUGCAAGGUGUCAAGGAGUUGGGAACAGAUAUGCUCUUGUUGUGCAGAGCUGCUGUGGGAAGCUGGCCAGGAGGGAGAGGGAGACAGGGGUUUAUCCAGAUCCAGAGAUAGAUUUCUUCAUGAAGGCUACUGCAGUGGAAGGUGGCAAUAGCAGCCUUCAGACUGACUACACUCUGCGUAUCCUGGGACUGGAUAUAUGUGCUGACACCAUUGUAGGCAAUGAGAUGCUAAGAGGAAUAUCAGGGGGACAGAAGAAAAGAGUCACUACUGGUGAGAUGAUCGUUGGACCAACCAAAACACUCUUCAUGGAUGAGAUAUCUACUGGCCUGGAUAGCUCUACCACCUUUCAGAUAGUGAAGUGUCUUCAACAGAUUGUUCAUCAGGGCGAGGCCACCAUACUGAUGUCCCUCCUCCAGCCUGCUCCUGAAACUUAUGAGCUUUUUGAUGACAUCAUGCUCAUUGCUGAAGGGAAGAUAGUCUAUCAGGGGUCUCGAGAGUUUGUUCUUGAUUUCUUUGAGGGCUGUGGGUUCCAUUGUCCAGAGAGAAAGGGGGUUGCUGACUUCUUGCAAGAAGUUACUUCUUGGAAGGAUCAGGAACAAUACUGGGCAGACAGAAUGACACCUUACCGAUAUAUAUCAGUGUCUGAAUUUGCUGAGCACUUCAAGAGAUUUCAUGUUGGUAGAAAGCUAGAACAUGAGCUCUCUGCUCCAUUUGAUAACCACAAAGGACACACCUCUGCUCUGGUCUUCUCCAAGUACUCUGUUUCAUUCAAAGAACUACUCAAUGCCUCAUUUUUCAAGGAGUGGAUUCUGUUCAAGAGGAACUCCAUUGUUUACAUUUUCAAAACUGUUCAGAUUGUCAUUGUGGCGACGGUCGCCUCAACUAUGUUCUUAAGGACCAGGCUUCACUCUGAUACUGAAGCAGAUGGUGCUCUCUACGUCGGUGCCCUUAGUUUUGGAUUGGUUGUCAACAUGUUCAAUGGUUUUACAGAGCUAGCUCUUGUCAUUGCAAAGCUUCCAGUGUUUUACAAGCAUAGGGACCUAUACUUCUAUCCACCCUGGCUCUUUGUCCUUCCAAAUGUCCUCAUUGGGAUCCCUCCUUCCAUAAUUGAAACCAUUGUGUGGGUUUGUAUCACUUAUUUCACAAUUGGCUUUGCACCAGAAGCAAACAGGUUUUUCAAGCAGACUCUGCUAACCUUCUUGAUCCAGCAAACUGCAUCUUCACUCUUUCGGUUUCUUGCUGGAGUUUGCAGGUCUACAGUUAUCUCCACAACUUGGGGUUCUCUCGUAUGUGCGGUCAUGUUUGUUCUUGGAGGCUUCAUACUGCCGAGAGAGAUAAUCCCGAAGGUCUGGUACUGGGGCUAUUGGGUUUCACCUCUCACAUAUGCAUAUAAUGCUCUGGUAGUAAAUGAGAUGUUUGGCUCCAGGUGGAUGAACAAAUUUGCCCCUGAUGGCAGAAGGUUAGGCUUGGCAGUGCUUGAAAACUUCAACAUCUUCCCAGAUGAGAACUGGUAUUGGAUUGGUGUGGGAGCACUUCUAGGAUUCAUAGUCCUCUUCAACACUCUGUUCGCAAUCUCGCUUGUAUAUCUGAACCCUUUGGGAAAACCACAAGCUGUUAAACCCGAAGAAGUGCCCGCGGAGAUUAAGGUCAAUCAAGUUAGAAAGACUGAACUAGAGAUUUUAGCUCCAAAGAGAGGCAUGGUUCUUCCAUUCAAACCUCUUAACAUGUCUUUCAGUGACGUGAAUUACUCUGUGGACAUGCCUGCUGAAAUGAAAGCACAAGGCGUUAGCGAAGAAAGGCUUCAACUGCUUAGAGGGGUGACUGGAGCUUUUCAGCCUGGCAUUCUUACAGCUCUUAUGGGAGUGAGUGGUGCUGGAAAGACAACUCUAAUGGAUGUCUUGGCAGGCAGAAAAACAGGUGGUUACAUUGAAGGGGAAAUCAGAAUUUCUGGCUACAUCAAGAACCAAGAAACUUUUGCAAGAAUUUCCGGGUACUGUGAACAGAAUGACAUUCACUCCCCUCAGCUUACAGUUAAGGAGUCAUUAACAUAUUCAGCAUUCCUCCGUCUUCCACCGGAAGUCAGUGAUGUGGAAAAGAUAAGAUUUGUAGAUGAAGUUAUGGAACUGGUAGAGCUUGAUAGCCUCAGAGAUGCCAUAGUGGGACUUCCUGCAAUAACAGGGCUAUCAACUGAACAAAGGAAAAGGUUGACGAUAGCUGUUGAGCUGGUUGCAAACCCUUCAAUCAUAUUCAUGGAUGAACCUACCUCAGGUCUUGAUGCAAGAGCAGCUGCAAUUGUCAUGAGAACCGUCAGGAAUACCGUCGACACUGGUAGGACUGUUGUUUGCACAAUUCAUCAACCUAGUAUUGAUCUAUUUGAAGCCUUCGAUGAGCUGCUACUAAUGAAGAGAGGGGGGCAAGCAAUAUAUUCCGGGCCACUGGGUGUAAACUCAUGCAAAAUAAUCAAAUACUUUGAGGCAAUUCCUGGGGUUCCAAAAUUCAAAGACAAACAGAACCCUGCAACAUGGAUGCUGGAAGCAAGCUCUACUACCAUUGAAGCAAAAUUAGGAAUAGACUUUGCGGAUCAUUACAUCUCAUCAAAUUUAUUCAAACAAAACAAGGCACUUGUAAGAGACCUAAGCAAACCAACUUUUGAUUCAAUAGACCUCUACUUCCCCACAAAGUAUGCUCAGCCGACAUAUGGGCAGUUUAAGUUGUGCCUUUGGAAGCAUUGGUGGACAUAUUGGAGGAGCCCUGACUACAACUAUGAAAGACUUUUCUUCACUUUUGUCACUGCUCUUCUCCUCGGAGCUAUCUUUUGGCAACUAGCCCACAAGAAGGAAUCUUCCAACAACAUUAUGCUUAUCACCGGAGCCAUGUAUUGCUCGGUCCUGUUUAUCGGUGUCAACAACUGGUCGACUGUGCUACCAGUUGUUGCAGUAGAGAGGACGGUAUACUACCGAGAGAGAGCAGCGGGAAUGUACUCUUCUCUAUCAUAUGCUAUUGCCCAGGUUAUCGUAGAAAUACCGUAUGUCUUCAUCCAGUCUCUAGUUUAUGUUCUCAUAGUGUACUUCAUGAUGGGUUUUGAACGAACUCUGGUGAAGUUCUUCUGGUUCUUCUUUGUUAGCUUUGUCUCCAACCUUUACUUCACUUACUAUGGAAUGAUGGCUCUAGCCAUCUCUCCAAAUCAUCAAAUUGCUUCAGUCUUUUCAGGAAGCUUUCUCUCUCUGUUCAACCUCUUUUCAGGAUUCUUCAUACCCAAAGCAAGUAUACCCAAGUGGUGGAUCUGGUACUACUGGAUUUGCCCAGUUUCAUGGACAAACUAUGGCUUAAUAGUGUCACAGUAUGGAGAUGUUAUGGAUAAAAUCAAGGUGCCCGGGCAACCUGAUCAACUGAUAAAAGAAUUUGUGAAGGAUCACUUUGGUUAUAGUCUCGAUAUGAUGGGUGUUGUUGCAGCAAUGCUGACAGGUUUUGCCAUUUUCUUUGCCUUCACUUUUGCUUAUUGCAUCAAGAAGUUCAAUUUUCAGUUAAGAUAAGAAACUUCAGCAUUUUCAAUGUCCUAAGAUAUUGUAUACUCGCCAUUAUAUAUCAGAGAUGUAUGUAGAAUUUGGUGUAAAUAUUAACAAUAUAGUACUCAU
Dioscorea cayenensis subsp. rotundata (Guinea yam) is the source of this 4604-nucleotide messenger RNA. Its product is annotated as ABC transporter G family member 42-like. NCBI's taxonomy places the organism in Eukaryota, Viridiplantae, Streptophyta, Magnoliopsida, Dioscoreales, Dioscoreaceae. The record is from RefSeq and is a predicted model, not a curated record. Gene Ontology annotation, molecular function: ATP hydrolysis activity; ABC-type transporter activity; ATP binding. Gene Ontology annotation, cellular component: membrane.